Molecule: messenger RNA, 1888 nt
Organism: Oreochromis niloticus (Nile tilapia)
Lineage: Eukaryota; Metazoa; Chordata; Actinopteri; Cichliformes; Cichlidae
Exons: 8
Coding region: 68-1888 (606 amino acids)
Source: RefSeq, a predicted model, not a curated record
UCGGGAGACAAAACAAGUAACGCACCGCUCGCAUCACAUCUCAACGAUCCUCGCUCAUUGAUCAAAGAUGCACAAGAAAGUUGCGCCAUAUCCAGGGAAAAUCUCUGUGGUGUUCCACAAGGGGCCACUUGGAUACCUUCUCCAGGACCCGUCAAAAGAAGCUCGACGGAUUAAAAAUGACCCCAAACUGCAGGACAAGUCUGCACCUAUGAGGGAGGACCUUGUACGUCAGAAUGCUCUCACUGUCGUCUAUCAGAGAGGAGGGGAUGCGUCUGACAUGAAGGAAGUGCAGGGAGAGUACAUCCUGCAGUUUGGAAAGUAUAAAGGGAAAUCUUUCCGGUGGCUUCUGGAGAAUGAUGUCGGGUACACCACAUACCUGAUCAAAGAUCUCCAGAAGCAAGAGGCUGCAGGGACCUCUGUGGAAGCAGGGCAUGGCAAGGAGAGCUUGCAUUCAUUUGUACAGUAUGCCCUCAGCUUUACAGAGAUAAAAACUCUUCUGGACUACAAGGCCAGCAGAGUGAGUGUUGCUGCAGAAGCCUCUGAGGAUGAUCAGCUGGUUGGCUUUGGCUCACGAGCCAAGAGCACAUGGAAAGAGAUUUGGGACAGCAGAGGAGAUGGCUAUGCAGACUUUAUCAUGAGGAAGAGCUGCAGUCAAGGAACACGGAUGCAUAAGCUGCAGCAGUACCUGCGGAAGAAGCAGCAGUCUGCAUCUGCUUCCACAAACGCUCCAACUAAACCCCUGGGGAUGGAUGAGGAUAAAGACCUGGAGGACGCAAUGCUGAGCAUCUCACCUGCAAAACUACACAUGCAGAGCUUCACUGUGCCAGCAGCAGCAGAAGGGUCCACACCCAGAGGAUCUUCAGGAGCAAAUACAGUUCCAUCUGCUGCACUGUCCAUACCACCGUCCAGUACAACUGCUGAACCUCAGGCAUCAUCAGCCGAUGGUGCAGCCUCAGGUGUGAAGAGGAAGUCACCUGUGCCCCUCCCACAGGAGCUGGCAUUUCUAUUAAAGGAGACCACAGGACCCAGUACAGAUGCGCCUUCCACAUCUGUGCGCAAAGUGCUGACUUUUGAAGACAGCAGUGAAGAUGCUCCUUCAGCUCAACCAGCUGUUCCAGUUCCAGUGGCUGGUUAUGAGCACGACCUCAGCAGCUGGAAUUGUUCUCCGCACCAGAAGCUGUGGAUGAAGACUGAGCUUCAGGACCUUGGACUGUGGCCUGGGUCUCGACCAGUGCGUCACGCAGGGAACGCAAUUUCACUCUGGCGUCUCCCUCCACAGCCUGAGCUCAUAGAUACAGUGGCUGACCUUCCAUCCCCAAAUUUCUUCCAGCUCCACCCCUUCUUUAUUUGGAAACCUGAGAGUGCUAUCAUGGUCAGGUUAAGAAACAAUUAUAUCUUGCCAUGUCUCCAUGGUUGCUUUCGUUCACAAGUGGUCUCUGCUGGUGUGGGCAGGCCACGAGUAAUUGUUGGCACCAGCGGUCAGUAUUACAUCCUGUCCUCACGACUCUGCUGCAGGGCUUGUCGCAGGAACUGGUUUGCUGACAAUCCACGAUGGCUGGAGAAACUGCCCAAAAGGUUUACCAACCUUCUCCCUGCUUUUCUCACAUACAAAAAGGCCAUCUGCAAGUCUGUUAUGGAUGAGCUCAGGAGGACUGGCAAAUCUCCAGCAGACAUGGCAAACCAAAUAAAUGAACUUAUGCACCUCAAGUACGAGCGAGCUCACCUGGCGUACCUCCAUGCCACAGAAUCGGUCUGGGAUUCUGAGGCAGGAGCUCAUGGACAGAGGACCAUUGGGCAGUUUCUGAGGAAGGAAAUAAGCCACAGGAGUUCAGGUCUUAUGAAGACCCACAUGCCUGGUGUGGCGUCUCUGUGUCCAGCCAUUACCUGA